Molecule: messenger RNA, 3387 nt
Organism: Ylistrum balloti
Lineage: Eukaryota; Metazoa; Mollusca; Bivalvia; Pectinida; Pectinidae
Exons: 3
Coding region: 1-3387 (1128 amino acids)
Source: RefSeq, a predicted model, not a curated record
AUGUCAGUCAUCACGUGGUUGUGUUUGUGUGGUUCCCUUGGGGUCCUGGUUACAGCUUUACCCGUUCAACAACAGUCUGUUGCUAACUGGGUGGAUCCAGUUAUUGAGCCUUUAGACCAACACAAGAGCUUCACUCAGCAACCAGAUUGGAUUCGGGAACAAAAUGAAGUUCAACAACAAAGCAGUUUGCCACAAGUAGCUUCGUCUGUACAAAACAAUAACGUGAGACGCAUUGGCUUCAAAAACAACAACAAUUUCUUUUACCGUGAUCAACCGAUGUCAGUGGUUGGACCGGAUGGACAAACAUAUUACGUAGGAAGCCAGCUCAGUCCGUCUAAAGCAGGUCAACAAACACCAUCUGAUGCAGAGGCUAACUCAGUCACAGAUAAUUCAGUUCCACAACCUUCUCUCGGAUUCGGAACUGAACCGGAAUCGGUACUCUCACGUCCGGGUGCAUGGAGCAACGCAGAACUUGGUCCAUCUCAGUCUAAGUUAGAAGCAGAAAUAAAGGCUUUACAGAGAGAUCUCCCUGUAGAAGCGGUAAAUCCUGAUGCUUCACAAACUGAAACAGCUCCUUCAGGGAGUGGUAACAAUUUUAAUAAUAAUGGUCCAGAUAAUGGCGAUGCUAAUGAAGAUGAUGAAGACGAUGACGAUUUAGAUAACGAUGAUGAUGACGACGAUGACGAUACAGAUAACGAUGAUGACGACGAUGUUAAUGAUGAUGGCAGCGACGACACCAAUGAUGACGAUGGUGCUGAAAAUGAUGAUAAUGAUAAUGACGAUGACGAUGUCAAUGAUGACAGUAACGAUGGAAAUAAUGAUGACGUAAAUGACGAAGACGUUGACGAUGGAAAUAAUGAUGACGUAAAUGACGAAGACGUUGUCGACGGAAAUAAUGAUGACGUAAAUGACGAAGACGUUGACGAUGGAAAUAAUGAUGACGAAAAUGACGAAGACGUUGACGAUGAAAAUAAUGAUGACGUAAAUGACGAAGACGUCGACGAUGGAAAUAAUGAUGACGAAAAUGACGAAGAUGUUGACGAUGAAAAUAAUGAUGACGUAAAUGACGAAGACAUCGACGAUGGAAAUAAUGAUAACGUAAAUGACGAAGACGUCGACGAUGGAAAUAAUGAUGACGUAAAUGACGAAGACAUUGACGAUGGAAAUAAUGAUGACGUAAAUGACGAAGACGUCGACGAUGGAAAUAAUGAUGACGUAAAUGACGAAGACGUCGACGAUGAAAAUAAUGAUGACGUAAAUGACGUCGACGAUGGAAAUAAUGAUGACGUAAAUGAAGAAGGCGUUGACGAUGAAAAUAAUGAUGACGAAAAUGACGAAGACGUCGACGAUGGAAAUAAUGAUGACGUAGAUGAAGAAGACGUUGACGACGGAAAUAAUGAUGACGUAGAUGAAGAAGAUGUUGACGACGGAAAUAAUGAUGACGUAGAUGAAGAAGACGUCGACGACGGAAAUAAUGAUGAAGAAAAUGACGAAGACGUUGACGAUGGAAAUAAUGAUGACGAAGACGUCGACGAUGGAAAUAAUGAUGACGCAGAUGAAGAAGACGUCGACGAUGGAAAUAAUGAUGACGAAAAUGACGAAGACGUCGACGAUGGAAAUAAUGAUGACGUAGAUGAAGAAGACGUCGACGAUGGAAAUAAUGAUGACGUAGAUGAAGAAGACGUUGACGAUGGAAAUAAUGAUGACGAAAAUGACGAUGACGUCGACGAUGGAAAUAAUGAUGACGAAAAUGACGAAGACGUUGACGAUGGAAAUAAUGAUGACGUAGAUGAAGAAGACGUUGACGAUGGAAAUAAUGAUGACGUAGAUGAAGAAGACGUCGACGAUGGAAAUAAUGAUGACGAAAAUGACGAUGACGUCGACGAUGGAAAUAAUGAUGACGAAAAUGACGAAGACGUUGACGAUGGAAAUAAUGAUGACGUAGAUGAAGAAGACGUUGACGAUGGAAAUAAUGAUGACGUAGAUGAAGAAGACGUUGACGAUGGAAAUAAUGAUGACGAAAAUGACGAAGACGUUGACGAUGGAAAUAAUGAUGACGUAGAUGAAGAAGACGUUGACGAUGGAAAUAAUGAUGACGAAAAUGACGAAGACGUUGACGAUGGAAAUAACGAUGACGCAGAUGAAGAAGACGUUGACGAUGGAAAUAAUGAUGACGUAGAUGAAGAAGACGUCGACGAUGGAAAUAAUGAUGACGUAGAUGAAGAAGACGUCGACGAUGGAAAUAAUGAUGACGUAGAUGAAGAAGACGUUGACGAUGGAAAUAAUGAUGACGUAGAUGAAGAAGACGCUGACGAUGGAAAUAAUGAUAAUGAUAAUGACGACAGAAACGUUUCAGACUUCGAACAGGUGAACGAUACAACAGAAGAUAAUGUUGAAAUCGAUGAUGACAAUGAAGAUGAUGAUGAUGCAAAUGGCGAGGGCAAUAACGACGAUGAAGAUGAAGAGGAAAUAACCUCAGUUGAAACUGAUGACGACGAAUUGGAGAAUGACACUGAAGCUGAGUCAGAUGGAAAUGACAGUGCUGAAGAAGAUACUGACAAGAGUGGUGAUGAUAAUGAGGAUUUAAAUUCUAUAAACCACGAUAACACUGAUGAUCACGAUUUGGAUGUAUCUGAAGAGAUAGAAAGGGAGGAAGGUGAUAUAGAUGACAAUUCUCCAAGACCAGAGCAAUCAUCUGGAGAAGUAUUGGAGGAUGUUCCAAUGGACGCGGACGAGGAAAGUGAUGAGGAUAAAGAAGACGAUAUUCAAGAUGCAGAAUCACUCUCGGAGGAAACGGUCGAAGAUGAUGAUCUUGAUGGUGACGACAGUGAUGAUCUUGAUGGUGACGCCCGCAAUUCUGAUAACGAUAGUGAGGAGGAGGAGGACGACGAUGACGAUUUUGAUGACGAUUUCAUUACUGCAUUUAAGAAUCAUCUCACUAAUAAUUUGGGUAUUGACGUAAGAGGCAUUAAUGACCCAAGUCAGAUGCUCGAUAAAGUAAGUAAGACCAUGGACGGUACAACAAAUGGUGACAGAAGUGAGAGAGAUGAAAUCGACUACGAGUUAAUGGGAAAAUUGGGAUUUAAAAAAUCCAACGAUGAAAAUUCAGACGAGUUUCUUGAAAGGGUGCUUGAUGAAAUCGAGAGUCCUUCUGUCAGCGCAGAAAAUAAAGAAAUUCCAAACGAAAGUGAAACAGAGCCACAAAGAAGUGGUUCUGAUUUGGCUUCAAUUGAUUUAGUACCAAGUGACUUUUCUAAUGCUGAUAUACAACCAGUUGUUGGAUCGUAUGAUCUACCAGUCGAUGAAGACUCAAAUAAUCAAGACAUGAUAUGGGACGACGUAGUGGGAGCUUCUCUCCAAGGUGCUGGAAACCCAAUAGUGGUAUAG